Molecule: messenger RNA, 2145 nt
Organism: Cydia pomonella (codling moth)
Lineage: Eukaryota; Metazoa; Arthropoda; Insecta; Lepidoptera; Tortricidae
Exons: 2
Coding region: 1302-1925 (207 amino acids)
Source: RefSeq, a predicted model, not a curated record
AACGCGCCCCACUCGCGGACUCGCUGAUCGGGUCCCCGCCUCCCGCGCUCGCUCCCCGCGGGCCGCCACCGCCGGCCCGUCGCCUCAUCGCGCGCCGGCAUUCAUUCCUCCAGCGCUCUCGACCAGAGCGCGCGCGCACACCGCUAAUCAGUGCUCGCGAUACACGUACCUAUUUUUUAUGUAAUUUAAUCGCUCAGACCAAUAUACGGUUUUAAAGUACAUUUUGGUGUCGUCUUCAUCAUUUACGAACCUUCGUCAACAAGUUUCGAGCCGGAUUCGACGUAAAGCAACUUUAAAGACGCCGUUUCGACGAGGUCCAUCAAACACAAAGAAGAUAGCGCGCCUGGCCGAGACUACAAUCGCCAUUUUUAUAACAUCGGAGUGAAUCACCGCGAGCCAACCUAAGCUACAACUACUACAAUAAAGCGAAAUUUGUGAAGUCAUCGUCCUGCCCGAGAAUAAAGAAACGAGACAUUCAAAACCAGAAAAGGGUUCCACAAACCAAGAACGGCUCCACAUACCAGGAAAAGGGUUUGCAGUGUUUAUUUGUGAGUCGUUCCUAUUUUAUUUCUUAUUGCGCAGGUAUAAUUUGACCACCUUUAUUUGGUACUUAUUUCUUUAAUUUUCAAUUUAAUUCUCUUCUAGCUACUAAAAUCACAUUCCUGUUUCACGUCACCCAACUCUUAAUCAGUCUACAUCUUAGUUAAAUCGUAAUAUUUUUUUUAAUAUUCCUUUUUAAUUUACAAGCUUUCUUAUCAAGGUUAACAUUCCCGUUCAUAUUUUGGAUAUUUUUAUUACAGUUUUCGUAAAAUUAGCUUAAAAUUAGUAACCACAUUUCAAGGCCUAAUUAAUUGUAUUGCAACCAUUUGUGCCAACCGUGUGCCAUCAUUGCUAUAUUUUAAUAUUUACUUGGAAUAUUUCAGAAAUCUGCACGUGUUCGUAUUUGUACCUACACGUAACCAAGCCGUGCCGGGGCCGGAGCUACAGCGUGCACGUGCACGUGUACACCUGCUUCCGUCAUUGUUCGCGCUUGCUUGCCUGCCUCCGCCACGCCACGCCACGCCGUUGCCUCUCGCACGCGUGCUAUUUGCAAAUUUUCAAAAUUUACGUAUCGCUUCACACACUAUAUUAUUUCACAUUUUUUUUAAUUUAAGCACUUUCUAAUCACAUUUUCCUAUUGCAGCUGGAAAUUUGAAUUCUAUCGCCAUUUCUAUAACUUUUAACUAAAUUUUCACUUUCUAUCACAAAUCUUUUGUUUUCUUUAAAAAUUUGAUUUUUUCAAUACUUCACGCAUUGCCAAAAUGGAUUUAAAAAAUCUCAAAAAAACACGUGCCUCUUUCAAAUCAAAGCUUACCAUAUUUAAAUCAUAUUUAGAGCCUCUUUUGUCAUGCCAUACGCUAAAUAAUUUGCAAAAUCAUGAGCUGAAUACCAGAUUCAUUAAAAUCCAAGAUAUGUACAAUGAUUUUGAUUCAGUUCAAACUGAUAUAGAAAAUUUGACGGAAAUUCCAGGUGACGAGCACACAGAACGGGAAAAUUUCGAGACAAGCUACUUCGGUGCCUUGGCUGCUGCGCAGGAACUGCUCAGCAGGCACACCGCGGCUGGUGCUGCUUCUGCGGCGCCUGAGGACAAUCUGGUAACGGGUUCCAAUGUCGUUACUGCACUCACAGAACUGCAGGUCCGAAACAAAUGGCGCAGGGAUGGAGGCCAGCUGAAGCUUGGCGAGAUGGUUCUCGUCAAAGACGACCGCUUGCCCCCCAGCAGAUGGCUGCUUGGGCGAGUCACCGCAGUCUACCCGGGCAACGACGGAGUCAGCCGCGUCGCUGACGUCACCACCACCACAGGGACGCUGAGAAGGGCCUACAACAGGCUCUGCCCGCUCCCACUGACAUUGGACCAGGAUGGUCCAAGGGGGCCAGCUUGUUAACGCGCCCCACUCGCGGACUCGCUGAUCGGGUCCCCGCCUCCCGCGCUCGCUCCCCGCGGGCCGCCACCGCCGGCCCGUCGCCUCAUCGCGCGCCGGCAUUCAUUCCUCCAGCGCUCUCGACCAGAGCGCGCGCGCACACCGCUAAUCAGUGCUCGCGAUACACGUACCUAUUUUUUAUGUAAUUUAAUCGCUCAGACCAAUAUACGGUUUUAAAGUACAA